UCGGGUUAUAGUUGUCUGCUCUGCGAACAGAAAACACUUCUUAGAUAUCACUCUAGUCAUGGUAGACUCUGCAGAUGAGUAGAAGGUGGUACUGAAAACUGUGAUAUUUCGUUUUACAAUGUAAAUCGCUUUCAUUUUAAUGUACGAAAAAAAAGUAGAGCAGUUCCAACUGCAGAAGACCACCUGUGAAAAGUGGACUGGACUGACUGCGUCACGGCUGACGUCACGAAUGACGAAGUGAGUAGGACGACCCAACAUUAUGUUCAACUCACCUGAAAGGAAGGGUGUUCUCCUGACAUAGCCGCGCUUCUCCACAACAGUUUGGAUCAACCCUGCAGGAGACGAGAUGAUAUCCAAGAUGUGGUCCGGACGAGGGAAGGUCGGGAUGAUGUUUAACGUGGUUCUGGUCCUGUCCAUAGUGCUCGUGUACCAUCAGCUGUACCUCAUCUUUCAACAGCGCGGGCGACGGGCGGAGAGGCUGAACGUUCUACGGAGUCAGAUGCGUCUGUCCAGAGAUCUAAGUAACAACGGGACUGUGCUGAAAGAAAAGAUAGUCUCUCCGGGAAUGGUGGACAACUCCAACUCAAAAAUAGACUUGCCGCUGGUGAAGUCGGAAUCGGUUGGAGGAAAAAGCAAGGAGAAAGCAGUCCAGACGAACAGCAGAGGACAAGAAACGAAAAACAACCAGCCAAAAAUAGCGCCACCUGCCAAGCCUAACCCAUGGCCGGCCAAACCCAACCCGUGGCCGGCCAAGCCCAACCCAGGGGCGCCAAAGCCUAACCCAGUUGCCGCUAAGCCCAACCCAGGGGCACCAAAGCCCAACCCAGGAGCACCCAAGCCUAACCCAGUGGUUGCCAAGCCCAACCCAGUGGCUCCUGUAGCUGUUAACCCUCACCCUUACUAUUUCACCAUCCACCAUCCGUACAAGUGCAAAGACUGGGUCUUCCUUCUCAUAAUCGUCACCUCCUCACCACAGAACGUCAAACAGCGACAGAGCAUCCGCCAGACGUGGGGAAACGAAACCAACGUUCCCGGAGUCGCUAUCAGAACUCUCUUCGCCAUCGGGAAGACCAACAGCGUGGUGACACAACAGGCUCUGGAGCAGGAGGACAAGCUUCACCACGACAUCAUUCAGGAAAACUUCGUGGACUCGUACCACAACCUGACCCACAAGACUAUCAUGUGUCUGAAGUAUGCCUUUAAGUUCUGCCCCAAGGCGAGGUACCUCCUUAAGACCGACGACGACACCUUCGUAAACGUCUUCAACCUCGUGGCGUAUCUUCAAGAACUUGGGAAGAAUAAGAAGGGGAGGAUCGUUGUUGGAGAAGUUUGGAGGGAAGGCAAACCGAUUCAGGAACAGAGACGAAAAUGGGCUGUCCCUUCACAAGACUAUCCCAGAGAAUCCUACCCGAAGUACCCUAACGGUUUCGCCUAUGUUAUUUCCAACGACAUCACUUACCAGGUUUACGUGACGUCUCAAAAUAUCAAGAACUACUUCUUAGAAGACGUCUACAUCGGGCUGUGUCUUGAGAAACUUGGUAUAGAUCUUAUAGACAACGAACAUUUCUACAACUACUUCGUCGACAUAGAUCCUUGUCGACAUCAGAAACUCAUAGCCAGUCACUGGGUCAAAGAGCCGGCAAAAAUGGUCAAACUGUGGAAAUCGGCGCAGCAAAAAUGUGAGAGGAGGUAGUUUUGUAGAUAAUAGUAGAUUUGAUUGUUUUCUCAUUAGCAUGAUAGAGGCAUGAAAAACUCAUGUAAGUGUAGAUAAAAUAUAUAUGAAAUUUAUGAGUAUGAAGACAGUUGAAAACUGCCUUGUCCCCCCCAACGAUCUAUUCGGUCAGGGGACUACAUGUAGGUAGGUAUGGGGAUGAAGGGGGAGGGGGGCAUUAAAUGACAAAUAACAUAUCAUCUAUAUCAUAAUCUCAGGGUGCCUUAUGGUCGUAUAUGUGGAAAUAUGGUCAAACUAUUGAUAAGGUACAAUCGGUAGGUAUGGUUACAGAGCACUAGUUGUUAACGAUAUAGCAACCUCCCAAAACCUAGUAACGUUAUCAUAGGGGGAACCUACCGUUUAUUUUAUUAUGUUUAAAAUAUUCAUAAUGAUAUGCAGUAUUUUCUUAAAAUGGUUUAUUGGUCAAAUCUUAUGAUAUGCAGUAGAUGACUUAUUACGACAGAAAUGUACUUGAAGUACAAAAAGUGAAAUUGUAAAGACAAGUGAAAGUUUUCUAGACCUUAUCAACCUUAUGUACCGUACAUGAAAAUAUAUUUAAAAAAACCAACAGUGUAGCCGGCAGUGUGCUUCUGAGGAAAGAUGAAUAUUCAAUAUUUUUAUUAAAUCGUUUUUACUAUAGGAUGAAUCUGAAAUUUCGUGGCCAUAUAGUGAAGAAAGCCAUAAUAAUUAGAAGAUAUUAUGGAUAAGUGGCACUAGCUCUUUUAAUCCUCUGGUGUCAAAUGAAACAUAUCAAAGUGAACAGGGUCGACCAUAACUCAAGUAUUCGACUUGGAUGUAAAGUUUGGAAAGAUAAUACAUGUUACUUAGAUGUAUACUUUAGAAUGUAUAAGUUACUAAGAUGUAACGUUUCGAAAGAAAGUACAUGUUUAUGGGUG
Messenger RNA from Branchiostoma belcheri (Belcher's lancelet), 2607 nucleotides. RefSeq names its product beta-1,3-galactosyltransferase 1-like. Bases 347 to 1693 code for a protein of 448 amino acids. Gene Ontology annotation, molecular function: hexosyltransferase activity. The record is from RefSeq and is a predicted model, not a curated record. Gene Ontology annotation, cellular component: membrane. NCBI's taxonomy places the organism in Eukaryota, Metazoa, Chordata, Leptocardii, Amphioxiformes, Branchiostomatidae. The transcript is spliced from 4 exons.